AUGCACAGGUCGGUGCUUCGCAGGUUUUUUCCCAUAGCCCCCCUGCAGAGCUUCAAACCUACUUCUGGUAUGCUAUACCAUCCAUCCUACGAAGAGGUUAUUGAAAGGGAACAUAGGGAGGCUGAGCAGUUAGCUCUUGGAGGAAAAAUAAAACAUGAGCGCCCUGACCUGCUCUACAAUGGCACUAAUCCGGAUAAGGUAUGGGACAAUGAGUGGCGCAGCUAUCACUCGCCUAGAAUGCCCAUUCGUGGCGGUUACGGUAUCUCAACCUACAAACGCCCCCAAAUAGAUGCAUUUGAUGAAGAUGAAUUGGUCAAGUUUUAUAACACAAAGGACUAUUGGAAAAGGGCUUCUUGGCCCCAAAUAUGGGCCACUGGCAAGCACUAUAUGAAUUUCAUCAUAUGGGUACACUUACUACUGGCUCUUCCAUUCAUAAACUUGUGGAUAUUCAACAUUUGGCAGCAUAGGUACGAACCAAAUGAAGGGGUUAUGCCUCCAGAAGCAUUCCAUAAACACUAUAGAUGGCAUGCAUAUGGGAGGCAUUUGGACGAGCAUGCUUUUGUGCAAUAUGCGGAAGCUAGACGAGCUGCUAAGUGGAGAGAUCCAACAAUCAAUCCAGAAGAUUACAUUCCACCGCAAUACCGUUUUGUACAGUAG
This is a messenger RNA of Babesia microti strain RI, 657 nucleotides long. Its product is annotated as conserved Plasmodium protein, unknown function. The record is from RefSeq and is a predicted model, not a curated record. Bases 1 to 657 code for a protein of 218 amino acids. Lineage: Eukaryota; Apicomplexa; Aconoidasida; Piroplasmida; Babesiidae. The transcript has 2 exons.